AUGUGACAAACAAAGAAUUGCCAAGUACGUGCGGUCUCUCUCUCUCCCCGUUAAACCUCCAACCGAAAGCAAGCCAUAGAAAUCGCCUCCAUUACCUUAACACUCAACACAAUGGAGGAAAACCCAGAAGUCGCCAUCACAGAAGAAAGAGAGGAGCUCAUGGUAUCACCCUCUGGUAAAAACCCAACUCGAAGACUAGCCCAUUUCCUCAAACCCUCGGUCACCUCCAUUAAAGGACCAGUCUUUCACCUUCCUUCAGUCUUUAAGCUUCCUUCAGGUACAUUUCGCUCUCCAACUUCAAGUACUACUCCCAUUACUGAUCUCCCAUUUAAGGUGGAAUUCGAACGGUGUCGAAACCCUCUCAGAAUGUGGAAAUCUUGGUUCGAUCGAAUGCAUUCUAUUCACCAAUCCACUUGGAAAAAGGCCGGAAUAUACGAAGCCAUCGUCAAUUCCACUUACCAAAUCCGGGUAGACAAAGAAAUCGUUCUGGGUCUUGCGGAAAAAUGGUGUUCGGAUACUAACACGUUCGUGUUUGAGUGGGGAGAGGGGACAGUUACUCUGGAGGAUGUUUUGGUGUUGGGAGGUUAUUCUAUUUUGGGGAAAUCUGUUUUAACCCCUCUUGAAAACGGAGAAUUGGUUGAAAUCGACGAGAAAUUGAUGAAGGGACGGAGUGAACUUGUACAAAGUAAAAAUAAAAAGGCCGGACAGCAUGGAUGGUUGAGGCUUUUCAUGGGAAGUGGGAGCAAAAUCGAGCACGAAGCGUUUCUUGCCCUCUGGUUGUCCAGGCAUGUUUUCCCAUGUGGCCACGACGUGAUUAAUAGGAAUGUUCACAGUAUAGCAAUUCAUUUAGCAAGGGGGAUGAGGAUCGCCCUUGCCCCUGCAGUUCUCUCGUGGCUUUAUCGAGACUUGAGGCUAUUGAAAAAUGCAAUAUUUUCUAAAAGGAAGCGAAAAGUGGGGCUCAAUCUAUGGGCUCCAAUGCAAAUGGUAGGGGUUUGGGCUUGGGAGAGAUUUCCCACAUUGAGGCCUCGACCUAAUCCCCUUAAACCCGGUGAGCCAAGAAUGGCUAAGUGGAACAAAGUGAAGAAGAAGAAUAUUGAGAAUGUUGGUCUGGCUCUAAGUUCUUCCAGGGAAUGUUUCCAGUGGCGCCCUUAUGCCAUUUCUGAGAAAAACUGGGUGUUUCCUAAGUUUUACAAAGAAAGAGUAGAGUGGGUAUCGGUUUGUUUGGGGAUGGACAAGGAUUUUGAGUCAUUUGCUCGGUUUUUGAUACCUUGUGAGUUGGUGGGUUUUGGCAGCUUAGAACAUUAUCAUCCUCAUCGCGUUGCAAUGCAAUUUGGGAUGGAUCAAGAUCUUCCUGGUGUGGUGGCUCGUUUUGAUGACACUCCUGAAAUUGCAUGGGAAAAUUACAUCAGGCCAAUUAAAGAUGGAAAGCUGUAUGUUCAGUCCAGAUUGUAUAAGUCGGAUGUAACGACUCGAUAUUUUAAGUGGUGGAAGCAAUCGAAGUUAGCUCAGAAAGGCGCGGUAAAGGGAGCCAAGGGAAGGAAGAGCAUCACCACGAGCCUGAGAAAACUACCUGAAGAGCCAAAGGAAAAGAAUGUGGAAAAUGAUGCCUUGGGUACUCCUAUCAAGAGAAAGUGGGUCAACGCAACAAAAUCCAGUGGAAAGGAUGAAAAGAGCAUCACCAAGAGUCCACGAAAAUCGCUCCAGAUUUCAAAAGGAAAGAAUAUGGAAAAUGAUGCCUUGCGUACUCCUCCCAAGAGAAAGAGGGUUAAUAAAGAAGCGAAACUUGUUGGAAAAGAUAAACACAGACUUGUGGACAGUGCUGGAAAGAGAAUGUCUAGUAAUGGAAAGUGUUUUCCAUGCCCUCAACCUCAACUUCCUUCAUCUCUUACUGCGGAUAAUGUUGCUGGUAAAAAGAUGGAAUAUCAUGUGGAACAUGGGAAAAAUACAAGGGGCGAAGAAAUGAUUGGAGGAUCAUGUAGACCAUGUGCAAACGCAAUGGAGAGUUGUGACGGAAUUCCACGUGAUGGAGUGAGCGUUGCCAACAAUGGAGGGAAUAUCAGUAUCCAAAUUACGACUGACAUAUCAGGACUUGAAGUGAGAACAACCAAGCUUGAGAUAGUGUUUGCUCGGCUGAAAGCUGAAAAAUUAAGCAUAAGGUCUGUUUAAAACCUACCAAAAGAUAAACGUUACAGAAUGCCGGUUUUGCCUACUUUGUCUGCUAUAGUACACCCUUGAUGGAAUAGACACGGCAGUGCUUGCACUGUAACCGUGCUAUGAUAUUGUCAUGAACAGUUUUUCAACUUCUGUUGGUUACUGUAAAUCGAUGCUAUCUGAUCGGGGUUAAUAAAAUCACUGUGUCCCUAUAUGCAUGAGUGUCAGGUUCAGGGUUGAGGAAUGAAUUGCAACAUGCAUAUUGUAAUAGCUGUAUGAUAUUUCCAAAUGACAGUAUAUAGUCUUGCCUGUUG
Messenger RNA from Rhododendron vialii, 2465 nucleotides. RefSeq lists its product as uncharacterized. Gene Ontology annotation, biological process: meristem development; meristem maintenance. Lineage: Eukaryota; Viridiplantae; Streptophyta; Magnoliopsida; Ericales; Ericaceae. The record is from RefSeq and is a predicted model, not a curated record. The transcript is spliced from 2 exons. Bases 112 to 2166 code for a protein of 684 amino acids.